GCUGAGGCUGGUGAUGGUGAACAAAGAAUCAGGAAGAGAGCAAGUGAAAGCCGAAGCACUCCGGAGGCUGGAAAUUGAAAAAGAAGCUCAGGAGCGAGACCGGAUGCGUCUGCAGGCUAUAGAAAACGAGAGAAAACAGCAGGAGGAUUACGAUCUCUCCAGGAGAGAGGCCAUCUUAGCAGAAGAGAAGCGAAUUGAGGAGGAAGACGCUGAAAGGGAGCGCCUCGAAGAGGAAGAGCGAAGACGACAGGAGGAGGCUAGAAUUGAGGCGGAGAGGCUGGAAGCCGAGAGGAUCAAAGCCGAGAAGAAGCAAAAGAAAUACGAGAAGUGGCUGGCCAAGAUGAAGAAGAAAAACCCGGGCUUCGUCGAUCCGAGAAUCAUCAAGGCUCAAAAGGCGGCAGCGAAAGCGGCGGCCAAAGCCGCCAAAGCAAAGAAGAAGAAAUAGAAUCCUCAGGAGGGUGAAAUAUGCCGGUCCACCGAUGUUGCGCCACGUCCUUCUUUGGGCUUCACGUUCCUUUUAACGUUCUGAGACGAUGCUCUCAAGCGCAAAGCUGGCGAUGAAGCGAACAAGAAGGUAAAAAUGGUCCAAAUAAAGAGUCCUCAAUGUU
Selaginella moellendorffii is the source of this 608-nucleotide messenger RNA. RefSeq names its product vicilin-like seed storage protein At2g18540. Lineage: Eukaryota; Viridiplantae; Streptophyta; Lycopodiopsida; Selaginellales; Selaginellaceae. The coding region runs from base 14 to 445 and encodes 143 amino acids. The record is from RefSeq and is a predicted model, not a curated record. The transcript is spliced from 4 exons.